Molecule: messenger RNA, 6560 nt
Organism: Lobosporangium transversale
Lineage: Eukaryota; Fungi; Mortierellomycota; Mortierellomycetes; Mortierellales; Mortierellaceae
Exons: 14
Biological process (GO): calcium ion import across plasma membrane
Cellular component (GO): membrane
Molecular function (GO): protein binding; monoatomic ion channel activity
Source: RefSeq, a predicted model, not a curated record
UCAUCAUUUUUCAUUCAUCUAAAACUGCAUUUCACAUUUCACUACAUCAACUUUUAUUUCAUAAAUUGUAUUUUAAGUAAUUAAAAAGUGCUAUCUGCUACGCCUAUUCACAGCUUAGUUUCACUUUUUUCCCUCAUUCAUCUUCCAUCUAGUUCUAAAAAAGAUCUCAUCGCAGUAAACGCUCUUCUUCCACCUUCCGCUACUCGUGCGGAUCAAGGCAUCAGCAAUCUCAGAUAGUUUGGAGCAUGUCAACCCUUAUUUCGAUACCCUUUUAAAUUAGAGUGAAACAUGUUUUGGAAAAAAGAAUCAACAGCUGCCAACAUCACACCUUUAACAGUGACACUCAAUGCAUCAGACGAAGGGAACCAUCAAUACAACCUCUUACAGACUGUUGAUCACGAUUUCAAUGAAAAAACUGCUUCAAGUGGGCGUGCAAGCAAGCUUUCACGACUACAGUCGGCAGAGCAGACUGUUAGACCUGUUGAUCCUUGCAGCACUGCUCAGAGACGAUUUUUUACGUCGGAUGGACUUUCAAUCGCUCGCACAAGGAAUUUGACAAUCCUUGGAAAAGCAGAAGGGCCACGCUUUAGACCUUCGCCGGCGAUGGCGGCACAUAUCCCAGCGAAGACGUCGGCUUUCAAACUGCUUGCGAAUUUCAGCAAAUACAGCGCCGGGCAUUAUGUUGUUCUAUGGAGGGUUAAAGCAUUGAGUGACUUUAAAAUACCUAAUGGACUUCAUUUUGUUGUUAAUGUAUCGUAUGAGGCGGAGCCAGAUGUUACUGGUACUCUAGAUCUUAUCAUGCCUGCUCAUAAACUAAGCAUUCUAGCUAAGGAUACAUGGUAUGACCUUGUUCUGGAGGAAAAAUUGGUGAUUCAGCCACAUUUGGGAUCCGCCCAAGUGCAAGCUGUCCUCUGCAACAAUGAGAACGUCGACAGAGAAGAGUUUUCUGGAUUCGUAAUCGACUGUGUUGAGAUCAGGCCAAUGGCAAUGAAAAUAGAGCGACAAGAUGGGGUCUCUAAUUUCUAUGUCCCAAGAGCAGCGACGCCCAACUUCAUUAUCGAUACGCCACAGCUGCAUCUAAAAUCUGUUGAUUCAACCUGUCCACCAGCGCCAGCUCCUGUCACGAAAUUGGCAUCGUCCAGGAACAGUCAGUUUCUAGCAUCUCUGUCCCUCUCAAAGAACGAAGCUUUUAUCACGAUUUGGGAUAUGGGCGUCAUCAGGAAUCCCUCCAAUCCAUCCAGAAAUAUAGGAAAACUAUACAAAGCCAGCGCUUCUGCCGUUGUCUAUCACCGAGGAGUAGGCGAUCUUUCUAUUGGACUUUCACUUUCGACCUCAGGAGAUCAAGUCGCCAUAUUUCAGGAGCCUAAAAUCGGCGAGUGGGCCGAUGGAUCAGAAGUGGAGAGGGCAGUGUUCCCGUUCAGACUGUUUAACAACCCGUUGGUCCCUCAACGCUCGGUUAUUGUGGAUAUAAAUACACCACCGAAUAGAAAUAUGCCUAAAAAUAUGAAUACUUCGGCCAACAACGACUACGAUUGGGGCAAUACCUUGGCUUCCACAGAUUCAUCUUCAGAAAAUAUGGAGUUGCAAGAAGUGCGGAUGGACCUCGAAAUCCUUCAUACAUUCAUUGGGUUUGGAGAAUUUUUGCCAGAGACAAGGAAGAGCGAUUGGGAAAAGAAUGAUGUCAACAGUGCUCUGCUCUCGAGCGGGGAAGGCGAAGGGACUGAAGACAACAAUGAGGAUUCAAAGGAAUUUGGUGUCAAGAACAUUGUGUCUCAACCAAGUACCAUGUUUGCGGCUUGUAAUGGGCUUUAUUUGGACGUUUUUGAGAUCUCAGCGGAUAAAAAAUGGCAACGUCUUCAUACAAUUACACUUUCAGACCUGCAACCUACACUUUCGAGACGCAUCACAUGCAAGAUGAUGAUGGAAGUGAUCAGUAGCAAUACGUUUAUGUGGUUAGAGGAUGAUGGACGCAGCUGCACUAUUUGGAAUCUGUUAACAGGAUCCAAUAUCACCCAUAUUUCGAGUAUCGAAAACGCCAAGUUUAAAGGACCUACCUUCCGGGGGCACAGCAAGAUGGCUAUCUCGCCACAUGAGUCCAUUGUGGCGCUUGCAAGUGUGGAUGGUAGCCUGACAACAUAUUUUGCCAACACAGGAAUGGCAAUUGACGAUCGCAAGUUCCCAGGAUAUAAAGUUGAACAUGUAGGCUUCCAUGCCCAGGACGAUCAACUAUUUGUAAUACUUCGCAACAGCGCUACUUCCGAGCUAAGCGCACGGGUCUUGGACACGCUGCAGCUCAAAUCCGAGAUUAUAGUCAAUCAAGUCCCGAUCCCAACCAUUGGUUCAGCAAUCCUAGCAUUCUUUUAUACUAAGGGUUUCUGGAACAGAGGUAUUAUUUGUGAGACUGAUGGGCCUUUGAUUAGAUGCUAUGUCACUUAUCAGCCCAUGAGUUCAAAAAUCAUCAAGAGCAACGAAUCAGUACUAAAGGCGGAACCAGAAGAUGUGGUUUACGAAUCAUCGCUGCCUGGAGAAGAUCAUAUCCAGUAUCGGCUGAUGACUGGUAUUCACAGAGAACUUUUGCCUGAGGGCGACGGUGUCGCCUAUUGGGUUUUGCGCGUCGAGGUCAUAGAAGAGAACACAUUGCUCAAAACUCAAAAAAUUAUUUUUUCGUUUGUGCCUGAGCCCUGGAUGCGUGUUACGACCACCGAAGUGGUCCACCCUGAAAACCUCCAAUCCACGUUUUUUGUGCCAUGUGGAACGCGAUUUGCAGUAGUGGGUAUGCAAACACUUCAGAUCUGGAACCUUCCAACGCGCGAGAACAAUAAAUGUAGCCUGCAAUUCAUUUGGAGUCAGCCCAGAGAUGAAAAGGAUCUGGGACCUGGUGGGGUUGCAUUUAGAUCCACACGUGUCAGAGACUACUAUCUCGACACAUCCAGCACCAAUGUUUAUUUGGAUACGGAGACGGGAAAUACUGUUGCAGAAAUCAAGUUGAAUGACAAGUUUAGAAAAAAAUCUGUCACAAUCCCUGGACCAGGUACAAUUGGUGCUCGAUAUGCUAUCCUGUUUUGCUUCCGUAGUAUUCAUUUACUUGCUGCUGCGUAUGCGUUCUCAUAUCAAGAGAGUAAAAAAUCGACCCGGGAAACGCCUCAAGUAAGCUUCACGUAUGAAGAUCAUGCAGAAGCCAUUGUCCGGUUCACACGAGAGCACAUUAAUCGUAUGAUGUCAGUGGGGAUUUACUCGCCUAAAAAGCGACCACCAUAUAACAAUAACAACAGCAACGCAUCGUCUACUCAGCAACAGAAUAAUAGCAUUCGAAAUAACUCAAAUCACUCGGACACCCCUGCUCUCCCUCAUAACGGCAUCCAGUUCGUUGAUACCCCUGCUUCUACUACAAAAUCGGCUGUAUCAGAGCCUGAAGCAAUAGCUAUGGGCGACAAUGUUAUCCAUACCGGCACUAAUGGGCGUGGUAAAGAUGAUAGUGAUAAUGAUAACAACGAUCGACUAUAUCGACGGAGCAAUCCCUUGAACCGCCAUCAUAACAAGCCUACAAGCAAGCCGUCUGUCUCUGGCAGCUCCAAAUUAGACGUUGUGACGGUGCUGACGCUAUUGUUGGAUCAUCCGUACUUGCAGUGCACAAACCAUAUCUUUGUGGAAGGUUUGUUGAAUACAGAUAACGGAGAUUGGAUCCCCCGUGAUAACAAGGUACUCAACCCCAUUAAGCGAGCGAUUGAAGCAAAGAAUGGGCCUCUUGUGGAGGCGUUUAUUGAAUAUUGUAUCAAAAACGCCAAGAAAUAUCAUCCUGCUUAUUUGAUGCCUGCUGUCCAAUGUCUGAACGAACUCUCGGAUCGCUACCCAAAGAUCUUGGUUGAUAUGUUCCGAAAAGCAUCUUAUGUCCCGGCCCAUAAUCACAACUAUGUCUCCUCGCACGCACUUAUUGCGAACCCGCAGUACAAGCAAUGGCUGCUUGCCAAACUUAAGUUCUGGAAUAUGUUUUCGUCUAAAAAAUGGGAGAAAUCCAACAUCAUCAAUGACUAUGAAAGACCUGUCUUCAGCUUACGAUCUCAACUACCCUUCCGAGCAUCUAGUUUUAUGAACAUUCUAAAUAUUGAAACAUCAGUUCGGGAUGAGCGUGCUAAAAAGUUCCCACCUAAACAAGAUGUGGGCGCAGAAGAAAAGAAACAGAUGCAAUCACCAUAUUCGCACAAGAUUUAUGUCGCACCGUUCCCAAAGCUGUCGAUGUAUGGGCCAUACCGACCAUGGUUCAGAGAUGCGACCGAGUCGGCAAAAUCUGCAUUUACAGAUAUUGCAGGACGUGACUUUUUUGAUAGUCCUGCCAUGGUGGCCACCUUGGAUUUUAAAUGGCACAAGUUCGGGUUUUUUUACUGGUUCCUGAGAUUCUUGGUAGUACUUACGUUCUUUAUCCUAGUGGUGGUCAUCACUGCACAGCAGAUUAGGGUCAUGUCCAUUGACGAACCAGUGCGGUUGACGGCAGAAGAUAUUGAAAUUCGCUAUAUGAAUAGUUGGCGCCCAGUAUUUAAAGCCACGAUUGUUGUCGGCUGCUUGUUGGCCGGUUAUGAGGUUAUACAGUUUUUGGACGCUCCCAAGAAGUAUUACAAAUCACCGUACAAUUACAUGGAUCUAGCCGCCUAUGUAGCCCCAGUCAUAGGAUGUAUAUUGUUCUUGAGAGAUACCCCUAAUGGAAAACCAGACGACGGUGGCCCUGAUCAGAUCUGGAUCAUGAGUUUUUCUAUCCUUGCGCUCUACAUCAACAUUCUAUUUGAAUUGAGAGUUAUCAAGCAACUGGGAAUUGUCGUCAAUAUUAUCCUCAAUAUCACUCGAAGAAUCAUCUGGUUCUUCCUGAUUUUUGGUUUAUUCUUAGUCAGUUUUACUCACGCAUUGUUACAUCUGCUCCAUACGCGACCCUACAACCCCGAAUGUUUGGAGCAAGAAUGUGAUCAUGGUUAUCUAGAUGGGUUCCCUAAAGAUUUUGCUUCCGCACUAGCAACAACUUAUUUCUUCUUGGCGGGCCGAUAUGAUCCUAUUGAAACUUCAUUCGAAAAAGAAGCAGCGAGCUUCCAAAUUAUGAUGAUUAUCUUCUUCUUCUUCACGGCCAUAUUGCUGCUUAAUAUUCUCAUCGCACUCAUGAAUGAUGCGUUCAAUGAGAGUAAGAGUGAAGGUCAGCUCGCAUGGCUGAAACAAUGGUCUGAGGUCAUCGCUGAGGUUGAGGUAUAUCUUAUGACACAAGGCGCGCGACAGAACCGUAACUAUUUCCCUGAUUAUAUUUACUAUGGUGCAAGCGAACAAGAGGCAGAGUUGUACGAGUCCAAGUUCUGCAUCGCCAACAAGUCAAAUCUCUCGAUAGAAAAUCGAUUCUUGGUCGAAACAGUUACUUCGGAGCAAAAUUCAUCUCAGCUGGCACAACGUGCAAUACUUAGAGAUGUACAAGCCCUAAGUAAAGACCUCGAAAAAGUAAAGCUAAUCCAAGAAGGCCUCAAUCAUGAAAUGACCAAAUUGACGGAAGUAGUGGCAGUAGUCUUUGCGCAGGCGACAGCAAUCGUAGGUGAAGGUUCCAGUGAACCCAUGUCACAAGUUUCACCGAUUGAGCAAGAUCCACCUGCCAGUGGCGCUUCUCCCGUGUCAGGCUCUGAUAACAAUACACCAUUUGCCUCUCCUAUUGGAAGUGCUCCUGGGACGCCUAAAUCCCCGCUAUUCCAAGGUGGAGUCUUGAGACCUUCCCCGGGUGCAGCAGCCGCAGCCCAACGUCGACAUAGUAGUAUCGGAAGACCGCCAGCAAUAGCUGGGUCUAUGCGUCGUAAGACUAGCACUCCUGCUCCAUAUACAGGGUUGCCAAUGACUCCACAUUGCAACUCGCCUCAAGAUUCAAUAGAUGAUGCCAUAGUUCCUGGCUCGGUUUCUGAAAAGGGACCAUUAGGCGGCAGUGGGGACAGUAGCAUUAGUAGGCCCUCUACGACCUAUGAUUCAGCUGGUCCAUCGUCCUCUUCCUCUGUGAGCGCUCCUGUGCCCCCAUCUUUACCGGCGGAGCCCUACAAAGCCGGUGAUAUCGCAGCAGAUGAGGGUCAAAGUCGUAAAGACCGACAGUUGUCGCUCAAGCGGCGGCUCCAGCGAAAGCUGGCAGCUGUCCAAACGAUGGAUGAUGCACUCAAGGCUCGGAAUCUUCAGCUAGAAGAAAACAAUGCUAGCCACCCCAUGUAUGUUAUCCCACAGAGUCGUCACGGCAUUGAUGCAGAUCUGUUGUGCGAUUCAGUGGAUGAAGUGAGGGAAGCAACAGCAAUCGCACCGGUUCAUCACAGCAGCACCUUCCAUCCUAGUACCUCAGACCACCAGCGACAGCAUCAGCGUCAGUAUCUGCAUCAACAUCAUCAUUCGGGAUCACCAGAACACGUCAGGAAGACACAGAGUGAGAUUAUGACAUCAUUGAGGCCCCGAGAGUUUGUUCCAUUACAUCUGCGUUUGCAAGAAAGUCCUCAAGAACAUAGUGACUAAAACCCGUAAAAAACUAAAAUAUUCUGCUAAUACAAGAGUAAAAUAAAUGAGAUAACAAC